GUCGUCGUGUAUUGGAGCUGCAUUAGGUGCGCGCAUGUAUACCGUAUACUCCGCUUCAAUCUCUCCGUCCAAACUGGGUGCCAAUUAAUCAUCUGAAGAUCUCCAGCUAGCUCGAGCUAGGGAACAAUCCCGAUUCCUGAGAGAGUUCGAUGGAGUUUGGCGUGGCCCUGUUCGGCGCGUUAGUGACCAACGCCCUGCCGAAGCUGCUGGCGAUGAUGGAGAAGAACAAGGGACACCCUUCGCCGCUCAGGGAAAACGUUCGGUCCAUCCACGAGAACCUCGGGCUGAUCCAGGCUGCCAUUCGAACUAUUAACGUUUCCUCGAUCGGCAGAAAUGUCACUGAGCUGCAGGCGGUCGGGAUCGCGCAGCUGGGACGCCUGGCCGCCGACAUCGAAGACUGCAUAGAUUGCUUCCACAUUGGGAAGAUGAGCCCCAAAGACUUCUCCCGGAAGAUCGAGCAGCUCAAGGGGAGAACAAAGGAGAAGCACGAGGAGUUACAGAGGUCCAUCAAGACGGCGAAUGAGAUCACCGCUGGGCCAGCGACCUCCUCUGCAACUCAUCCGGCUGUCGGUGCUGCUGCUUCUGCUGCUGUUCCCCGGCAGCUUCAGGUGCUUCUCGGCAACACCACCGGCUCUAUGCCUUCUAAUCUCAACUGCUUGCUGUAUUUCUGCAUGUUCCCUUGUGAUCACCAUGUCGAGAGGAACUCUCUGAUACGGCGGUGGCUGGCCGAAGGGCUCGUGAUCGCCGAACGAGACGAUCGCAGCAGUCUCCAGGAUGUCGCGGCGCGGUACCUGGAGACCCUCAUCACCAACAAGAUCAUCCUGCCGAUUAAAGAGAGCAACAACGGGAAGGUGAAGCGGUCCGAGACCCCCGAAGAGAUUCUCGAGUACAUUUCCCGGCAGUCCAGGUCCACGAAUUUCAUGACCUUCUAUGGCGACAGGGAAGAAGGGAUGGGGUAUAUCCGAAGGCUUUCUGUCCGUCCCAACAGUGCUGCUGGGAAUGGGGUGCUCAACGUGCCCCAUGAGUUCUGUUAUGUCCGGACUCUGGCCGUGUUUCCUGCCGAGGAACCAGGAAAUUAUGACGAUGUCCUCGACUUUCCAAAGUAUGAGGUGCUUCGGUUGUUGGAUCUGAAAGAAUGUGCUCAUGUGGGUGACGAUCAUCUCAGAGCCAUAUGCGACCUGCUGAUGCUGAAAUACCUCAGCCUCGGGAGCAGCAUCGUCCGUGUUCCGAGGAGAGUGGAGAAACUGAAGAUGUUGGAGACAGUCGACCUGGGCAAAACCGUAGUGGUUACCGUUUACUCUGAAAUCCUUGAGCUGCCCUAUUUGAGACACCUCCUUGGGAAGCUUCACCUGUGUACAGAUGACAUCUGGUUGUGGAGGAAGGAUAACCUACGAAAGUUCUUGUCCAAAGAUAGUAGGCUGGAGACGCUUUCAGGAUUUGUCACCGGCAAGAGCAAAGGGUUCAUAAAGCUCAUGAGGCACAUGAAGCGGUUGAAGAAGGUCAAGAUAUGGUGUGAUUCUGCUACAGACAAAGCUAACCUGAAGAAACUCAGACAAUGCAUCGAGAUAUUCAUUGGGGAAGGCGUUGGUCGCUCCCUAUGCAUCGACUUCCAGGAAUCCUCCGGCCAAUUCCUGGAAUCUCUCCAAGCUCCCGGCAGCCGACCUUCUCCCGGCAGCAUUGCGUCGCUCAAGCUGCGAGGCAAGCUGCCCAAAUUCCCAGACUUUAUUGGACAGAUGACAGGUAUCAAGCAGGUCUGUCUUUCAAUGACUAAUCUGAGCGGGGAUGAGAUUAUAGGCGGCCUGAGCACUUUGACUAUACUGGAAUACCUGAAGCUGGUGGAACAAAACCUGGAACCUCUGGUCAUCAGACCUGCGCAAUUCCCAAUCCUGAAGAGGAUAUGCCUUGUGGGCGUUACAAGUCUCGGCAUAGAAAUCAAAGCUAUGGCUCUCCCUGCGCUUGUCUCACUGCAUUUGAUCUGUGAAACUCUUGGUGCUCAUCCUGGGACUCCUAGCGUCGAGAUCAUGCACAUGGCAGAACUAAAGGAAAUCGGGCUACAUUCUGCACUCUCGCUCAAUGCAGUCAUAAGGGGCAGAUGGGAAGCAGCUGCAGGGGGGCAUCCGAACACACCCAAGCCUUUGGUUUCAUUCAUUACAUGCCCCUAAUGUGUAUCAUCCCUCUUCGCUUAUAGCGGCAUCAAGUGCAAAGAGUUGCAACCAUUAACCAUUAAUGGAGACACCUCUGGCUUCGCUUCACGAUCCUCUCGCGCAUGAAUUCAAAGGAUGAACCAUCUGGAUGUACGGUCCAAGUUUCUAUGUCGUGUUUUUUUUCCCUUAUGGUCAAUAAGUUACCAUGUUGUUAUCAACUGAUUUGCCAUUUUCAAUAAAAAAAAUUGCUCCGUAUUGUUAA
This is a messenger RNA of Brachypodium distachyon (stiff brome), 2406 nucleotides long. Its product is annotated as putative disease resistance protein At1g59780. The transcript has 2 exons. NCBI's taxonomy places the organism in Eukaryota, Viridiplantae, Streptophyta, Magnoliopsida, Poales, Poaceae. Gene Ontology annotation, biological process: defense response to other organism. The record is from RefSeq and is a predicted model, not a curated record. Bases 150 to 2162 code for a protein of 670 amino acids.